AUGCGCGCUUUCGAGCGGGUUAGUCGCAAUGGCGAGACUCUGAAGGAUCUGGCGAAGCACGUCGAAUACUUCACGACGGAAGUCAUUUAUCCUUUACGGGAGACCCUACAAAAAGCGGAUGGCUAUAAGAAGCUCGAAGGCAUCCUGGAACGGCUCAACAAAGACCUUGAGGAAGCCAUGGAGCCCUGGAUUCACUUCAAAGAUAAGAAGUAUCUGAAGAAGAUAUUCUUCUCUGAAGACGACAAGGAAGAAAUACAGGCUUUGGCCUCGGUGGUGAAACGAGCUAUUGAGAGAUACCAGUUGAGCGCGCAUGCGCGUGGGGAGCUUUCACUUAUCAGGCUCGAAGAUAGAGUCUCACAAGUCUCGCAAGGAGUCUCGUAUUGGCUCAUCAAUGCUCUUCCCCGUGCUGUCAAAGCCAGUCACACCGCGGCAAGGGAGGACGGGCUCACUUCCUGUCUACGUGGGACCCGGGAAGCUAUCUUGGCUGAUGUAUCGAAGUGGCUUCAUGAUGCGGAUGCUCCGGCAGUCUUUUGGCUAAGCGGCCCUGCGGGGACUGGAAAGUCUACUAUCGCGAAGACCAUCGCCGAAGAUGCAUCCCAGCACUCCAAUAUUGUGGUUGCGAGCUUCUUCUGCUCCACUCCGGAUGGUGGUCCUCUUGCUGAUCCCUGUUUAAUCAUCCCCACAUUGGCCUUCCAUCUUGCACGCAGCCAUAACUAUUACUUGAUCCUCUUCGAGCUGCCGGAACUGGGAUCAGAACGGUCUUAG
Molecule: messenger RNA, 765 nt
Organism: Peniophora sp. CBMAI 1063
Lineage: Eukaryota; Fungi; Basidiomycota; Agaricomycetes; Russulales; Peniophoraceae
Source: the annotation of a GenBank genome assembly